GAUUCUGACUCUGGCUCUGGCUCUGGCUCCGGCUCCGGUUCCAGCCAUGAGAUGGACGAGAGGGAUUCCAGCAAGGAGCCGGUGAGGGAUGCCGGCGGCAAGGAGAUGGUGCAGAUGGCCAAUGACUUGGUUGGUGUUCUUUCCGGCCACCUUGGGAUGCUUAAGAGGGAGAUCUCGUUCCUGAGGACAGAGGUCAAGUCCCGGGGAUUGGCUGGAAACAGGACUUGUCAAGAGCAGAUCAUGUCUAACCUGCCCCUCGAUGAAAAUCUUCUCAAGAAGGUGAAUUUGCCUUACCUAGGUUCCAACACUGAGGAGGUGAUGGAUUUUCUGCUGGUCGAGACGCAGCAGUUGCUCUACCGCUUCAACUCUCUCGCAUCCAUUCUACAAAAACUCAGAAUCCCCAUAUCUUCCGACAAGAUUGAUAAGCUGCGUCUCAUAUCCAAUGCACUUGUGGGCAUCUCGGAGCUUAUCAAGAGGCACAAAUCUGUUGCUGCUGACAAGCAAGAGGGUGAAGAUCGUUUGGACUGUGCCGGCUGGGAGGCUACAUGGGGAAGCUCGACAGGAAGACAUGGUUGCUUUGACGACAUAACAACAUUGAGUCCUAUGCAGUUUACCACUUCCACGCCUGGAAGCUUCCCAUUAUCGUCCGUGGCUGGUCCUGCCUUGGAGAUCUACUCAAUCAAGCUCAUUAAUCUGAAUCCUAAUCUGAGUUGGCCCAUUGAUGUCUAUGGCGUGGUCGCUGCACGGGAUGAUUUUGACCACAACCGCAACAUUCUCUUCUGCCGGUCAAGUGCAGACUGCCAAAGAAUUAACCAAGAGGACCCUUUUUUGCACUUGAUUGGCCCGUCUCGUGCAAUUGUAGCUGAAGAGCCUGUGAUGUUUCAAAUUGAACUGAAAUUGAAGUAUGGAGCAAAUUUAAAAGAUACAGCAUGGUUCACUUCCAACCAAAGUUAUCGCUCCAUCAUGCCAUAUGAUACCAUGCAGAUCUGUAACCGCUGUUGUACAGCAGAGAUAAGCCUCGGCCGAGUUGCUCCAGCAAUCCAGGCCACAAUUGUAGGUGUUUCUGCUGAAGGGGAGUGGCCUUUUGAGUAUGGAUGUAAAGUUUCUUGCUUGUUUUCUCCUGCUGAUGCAACGGAGGGAUGCGCGGCAGAAGUCGUUUUGCUUGACCGCCGUGCUAAAAGGAUGCGUGCGGGAUCAGAUGGGUAUCUUUCUUUGUCAAGAAAUGUCGUGUCAGUGGGAUUGCAGGGCACACUCCGAGUCGUCACAGAAGCUUACUCAGAGUCCGGACUCAAUAUUGUUCGAAAAUAUCACGCUGAAUUUCCUAUCAAGCAGUGUCAGAUAGAUAGUUGUGAGUGCUCAGUUGACGGCUCCACAUUGAAGAUAGUUGUUGCUUGGUCUCGUCUUGCCAUUGACAAGGAUGAUCUUGUACUCAAUGGUUAUUGAAGGUGCGUCGACCUAGCUUCUUGCUGCUGCUAGUUUGUCAAAUCUUAUGUAGCAGCUCUUGUUGUUGCAUAUAUACUAAAUUUGAGCAUGUAGUUGUCAACCUGUGCACAAAAAGGAACCUCUUGUUAGGCAUAGGUUUGGCAAAGCAUAAUUAUUUUUAUGGCAGAUUUGACUGGCUCCAUUUAUCUUUUCUCUCAUGCCUGCCAUUUGGUCUUGUAGGAACUGAGGAUGCACAAAGGAAGAAUGGAGCUGGUGGUGCUGUGUGAUGUCGAGUGGCAGGCGAUGGUUAGUUAAUUCCUUAGUUUAAAUGGAGCUGGUGGUGGCAUGAAGGCGUGGUUCCUUAGUUUGGAAUGUUGAAUCGUGAUGAUGUCUAGUUAGAAAGACGAGAAUUAUCAUGGUACAGCUGAUGACUAAAAAACUAUGCAUGUUGAGGACUUUGUCCAUGGUUUGAUUCUGUGGGUUGAGAGCUACUGUAAUUUGGUUGGCUUCCUCGACAUUAUGCCUGUGAAUUUUUUGUGCCUGAGAAAA
This is a messenger RNA of Triticum urartu, 1971 nucleotides long. The record is from RefSeq and is a predicted model, not a curated record. NCBI's taxonomy places the organism in Eukaryota, Viridiplantae, Streptophyta, Magnoliopsida, Poales, Poaceae.